Messenger RNA from Owenia fusiformis, 2264 nucleotides. The record is from the annotation of a GenBank genome assembly. NCBI's taxonomy places the organism in Eukaryota, Metazoa, Annelida, Polychaeta, Sabellida, Oweniidae.
ACAUUAACCUAUAUCAGGUCAUAACGCUUUACUAGGCCUAGCUAUCUGUAAACAAGUAAAGGUGCUGAAAAACAACCACGAUGAGCUACUUAAUGUUCAUAUUUUCUACAAUUAUCACGGUGGUGCUGGCUGUUGAUACAUCAAACGUGAUUCAGAUUAUAACAGAUAAACAAACAGCAAAUCCUGACAUUGUUAUGAGAAAUAACACCUACAAUGCAAGCAUAGAAUAUUAUAGGUCAAGUUUACCAACAUUUUGUCAUUGUAAAGGCAUCACAACAAUAAUGUGCUCAUGCCGUGCAAAUACAAAAAAUGACCAAAUACCAUUGGCAAAUAUCCUAAGGAACAUGGAUAAAAAGAACACCGCUACUAUAAGGUUUGAGAAUUUUAAAUUUGAAACUUUGUUAAAUGGGUCUUUCAAUGGAUUUUCCAGACUAACAUCUCUGAUAUUUAGGAACUGCAGCAUCAAGAAUAUUGAAGUCAAUGCCUUUAAAAGUAUAAGUAUAUAUCAUCCCUAUAAUGCCAAACUAAGAAUAGAAAUCAACCCCAUUAGACAUAUUGAACCUGGAACUUUUGCUGCAUUUAAAUCAUGGAAACAACUGUCGCUGAAUCAGAAUAGGAACUUAGGAACAAAAGGGAUUCAAACUGUGAUGAAUGACUUGCAAAAUAAAACAGUCCAUAGUUUGGAAAUAAAAACAUGUGGAAUUUUUCUGGAGGAGUUGACUAAUUCCUUCUUUGAACCACUGCGUUAUUCCGGAAUUGGGAGAUUGAACAUGUUAGGCAAUGCUAUUGGAACUGUGAAAUCAGAUGCAUUUGAACCGUUGAAAGAAUCACUAACUGAUUUAACAUUAUGGAACUUCAUGUAUGUAGAAAAAGAAACAUUCCAAAUAUUCAGGGAAUUAAGACGUUUGAGCAUAGGUGGGUUUAUCCCAUCAAGGAGCUCAUAUGACCUUAACAUACACCUUCAGAAUAUAACAGCUUUGAAAAGUCUAACAAUGAACAUGAAAGGAGUUGAUGUACUAAAGAUGCAAAUUUCUGUUUUGCCAAAUUUGUGUGACUUCCAUUUAAUAUCUGGAAGUGCUGUAUUUGACCCCCAUAGAUAUCAGUUGAUUACACUAUUAGAUAAUGUUAAAUCAUUAAAAGAGUUAGAUUUGUCUGGGAACCUAUUAUUUGAAUAUACGGAUGAACAGCUUUGUCAGUUAUUUGAGGAUCGUAGCAAUUUUACAUUUUUAUCCCUCCGUAGUAACUACUUCUCACAUCUUCCUCAAUGCAUGUUUAAAGGAAUGUAUGACUUAAAAACAUUACUCCUCAAUAAAAACAGACUAACAAAUAUCCAAAAGGACCUUUUCAAGGAUUUGCAUAGUUUAAAUAAGUUAGAUUUAUCCAGGAAUGCAUUAACAUUCAUUGACCUGAGUAACUUGGAAAUAAUGUCACAGUUACAAUUACGUGGACUUUCAAUUUAUGGAAACAACUUUGAGUGCAAUUGUAAACUAAAAGGCCUCCGUAAUUGGCUCAUGGAGAAGAUGACAAUCAAGACAAAAAAAUUCAUUGCUGAAAAUUGUUCAAUGCCUUCUUACAAACACAUAGAAUAUGUUCACAAUUUUACAAUGACUUGGUUGGAGUGUAAUACCAUUCCAUUUACGCUUGGUACAACAGUAAGUGGAGGUUUAAUCAUAUUCCUGAUAGUUGUGACCCUUGUGCUACUGAGACAUUUCUGGAAGGACAUUGAGUACAGAAGAAUGAUCUUCCUUGCCAGGAAGCGUGAACAAGAUGAAAACAUGCAUGACCCUCUCAUAGAACAUGAUGCUUUUGUUAGUUACCACAGUGAAAAACAAUUGUGGGUUGAGAGAGAUUUGUGUCAAGAACUGGAGAAUGGAGAGGACAUAAAAUUUAAACUUAUGUUUGAUGAUCGAAUAAUACCAGGUGGUUCCUUAUUCACAUCAAUGGGGCAAGCCAUACAUAACAGCCGCAAAAUUAUAUUUGUGGUGAGUCGUGGUUGGGUGAAAGAUGCUAUGAAUCAGUUUGAGGUUGAUAUGGCCCUUGUUAAACUCCUAGAUGACUACAGAGACAUGAUUAUUGUUCUACUCAUGGAGCAUAUUCCUAAAGCUGAGAUGCCUGACAAAGUAAAAAUGAUUAUAAAGCACAAUAACUGUCUCAGAUGGAGUAAUAAAGAAAAGAAACAAGCAAAGUUCUGGAGAGAUCUCAAACUUGAACUUGGCAAACAUCAUUUUGAGGCACAAGGCCAAAAUCAUGAUGAAUUAAUUUAG